AUGCUAUUGCUAACACUCUCUUGUGCUUCAAUGGAUUCAUCACUACCCUUAUCCUCCGGAAUUUUUUUUUAACAAUCUUUACUCUAUAAGUAUCAGUGGGUGCCAGAGAAAGAAUAAAUUUGGAGGAUAUUCGUUCUGUUUCAUCUCAAUGUUCUCCCAUUAUUUAUGUUUUGAUAAAAUUACAAUAUAUAAAACGUUCCUUUAUAGUUUUCCUUAGAACUUUUCUUCUCUUGGAUAAGUUUUGUUCUAAUACAUCAAACCCUUGUAUUGUAUAUAGUAUCAAACCCUUAUACCCACCAAAGUUAAUAGGCAUUUGACUUCUGUUGGUAGUAGCUUCUGUUUUUCAUCGUAAUUGCAUCAUAUAUGUAAAAUAUUUAGGCAAAUUCUAAAACAAUGCCAUGCAAUUAGUAUUGUUGUUGAAGAGGUAUAGGCAAUGUACUCCACAUAAAAAUUUUUCAUAUACCCUUUUCGUUGUGUCUAAUUUUUAACUUGUUGAAAACUUGAAGAGCAAGUCAUUGAAGCCGAUACAUGAUGACAACAGAAGCUGAGACUGAGAGGGUAGUGGUGAUCCAGGAUGCAUCAAGAGAUGUUAAUUCAAAUGCAAUCCUAAGGGCCCUGGAAUGGUUUUCUGUUAAAGCUGGAGAUCAGCUUAUAAUUGUUGCUAUCCUUGAUUGGAUUAGCAGUCCUAGUAUGUUUUCUUUACUUCCAAGAAAGCGUUUGGGUUACAUGGUCAGAGUUGAUUCCAGUUCAAUGAUUUCAACAAACAAGAAAAUAAUUGAAAAAAGGCUUACCAAAAUAAAGGAAGAAUAUCUUAGGAACCAGAACAUCGAGGAGAUCUCCAACUACUGUAAAUUGAAUGAGAUUGGAUUCCAAUUAGAAGUACUUGUAGGCUCUACUGCAGAGGUUGCUUCUAAUGCUGCUAAGGAAUUUCAGGCGACAAGGUUGAUACUAGUUAGACAAAUUCACAAAGAUAUGAAGCAUUUCAUGCGCAACCUCCCUUGUGGUAUGUAUAGGAUAACAAGUGACAAUUCAAUUGAGAGGUUGAAAGAUCCAAAAUCAGCAGUCAGUACCAAAACAUUUGCCGACAAGCAAGAAAAUGUAAGCUAUAAAGAAAUGUUUCCAGGAAGUGAAGAGGAGGAACGUUCUCUUCUGAUGUCUAGGUCUUCAUCAAGUGAUCUGUUGACACCAACUGUAGUUUCAAGUCAGUGGAGUACAGAAGUCUCCACUUCUAGUUUUGGAAGCUUGCGGCAUGGCUGUCAAUACCAAGAGGGAAAGUUUUAUUCAAAUAUAGAACAAGAAACAACAUGGAACCGAUCACUAUUUCACAUUUCGGAGAAUGAAGAAACAAGUCAAAUAGAAGUAAAUCAAAAGGAGCAGAACAGCAGAAAUAACGAAGCAUCUCAUAUGGAGGAAGAAUUCACAAAUCCAUUUUGUUCCGUGUGCAAUAAUAGACGGCCAAAAAUUGGAUUGAAGAGAGAUUUCAGUUAUGCGGAGCUUCAUACUGCGACACAAGGAUUUUCUCCUAAGAACUUUCUGUCAGAAGGUGGAUUUGGAUCUGUCUACAAAGGGCUGCUGAAUGGAAUGAAGAUUGCUGUUAAGCAACAUAAAUAUGCAAGCUUCCAAGGAGAGAAGGAAUUUAAGUCUGAAGUGAAUGUGCUUAGCAAAGCAAGACAUGAGAAUGUGGUUGUGCUGCUAGGUUCAUGCUCAGAAAAAAACGAUAGGCUUCUUGUGUAUGAAUAUGUCUGCAAUGGCUCUCUUGACCAACAUAUAUCAGAACACUCUCGAUCACCUCUUAGUUGGGAAGAUAGGAUCAACGUAGCUAUUGGAGCUGCCAAAGGCUUACUAUACUUGCACAAGAACAACAUAAUACACAGAGAUGUGAGACCAAACAAUAUCCUUAUUACACACGAUUAUCAACCAUUGCUGGGAGACUUUGGAUUAGCAAGAAAUCAAAAUCAAGACUCGAUACACUCAACGGAAGUUGUUGGAACUUUGGGGUACUUGGCACCCGAAUAUGCAGAACUUGGCAAAGUGUCUGCCAAAACAGAUGUAUAUUCUUUUGGGGUGGUUCUACUGCAACUAAUAACAGGAAUGAGAACUACAGAUAAAAGACUCGGAGGAAGAAGUCUUGUGGGAUGGGCAAGGCCACUUUUAAGAGAAAGGAACUAUCCAGAUUUAAUUGAUGAAAGGAUCAUCAACUCUUAUGAUGUCCAUCAACUAUUUUGGAUGGUUCGAAUAGCAGAAAAAUGUCUAAGCAGGGAGCCUCAAAGGAGACUAAAUAUGGUGAAGGUUGUUGAUGCUCUAACUGACAUAGUGGAAGGCAGAACAUGUGACAUCAGAUUAAGGGAUUACUCCCCUGCAAGGUCAGAUUCAACCAAUGGUGUAUCCGACUCUGAUGAAUCUAAAGAUGAAAUGCAGGAACCCUUCAGGUUUGAAGAGGAGUUACUAAGUCACAGUUCAGAAUCCAUAGAAAAUAACAACAUAAGUCAGAUGAUGCAGAUGAUUGUAAGACAGCCACCAUCCCCUCCAAUUCAGAGCAUCUUUUCAUGUAUCUCAAGCUCAUAUAAGUUUCAUUAUGAGUCAACUAGUGAUGGUGAAGCACAGAAUGAAGGGGAAAUAGAAAUAUCAAAUUCGAAUGGAGGGUUACUAUAUUCUUAGAUGCUAGACUUAGUAUAUAGCUGAAAUAAGGGAGAAUAUUUCAGUUUAGUUCCUUUAAAUGAAUAAAGUUUCCACUUGUUAAAAUGGUUAUUUUGUGACAGAAUAUGGUUACUCAGUUGAGAUGAGUUUUAUCUUAUGGGAUGAAAUUUAGUUAUGAAUGGAUUUGGUUUCA
Messenger RNA from Glycine soja, 2830 nucleotides. Its product is annotated as probable serine/threonine-protein kinase PBL5. The coding region runs from base 529 to 2658 and encodes 709 amino acids. The record is from RefSeq and is a predicted model, not a curated record. The transcript has 9 exons. Gene Ontology annotation, biological process: protein phosphorylation. Lineage: Eukaryota; Viridiplantae; Streptophyta; Magnoliopsida; Fabales; Fabaceae. Gene Ontology annotation, molecular function: protein tyrosine kinase activity; ATP binding. Gene Ontology annotation, cellular component: plasma membrane.